This is a messenger RNA of Vicia villosa (hairy vetch), 567 nucleotides long. RefSeq lists its product as uncharacterized. NCBI's taxonomy places the organism in Eukaryota, Viridiplantae, Streptophyta, Magnoliopsida, Fabales, Fabaceae. The transcript is spliced from 3 exons. Bases 1 to 567 code for a protein of 188 amino acids. The record is from RefSeq and is a predicted model, not a curated record.
AUGAAAGUUAAAUGUCCUUUUAGAUUGAGAUAUGUGCCAAGUGGUAUCGGUUCGAAUGUGAUUAUUAGGUGCGAGAUGCAUAAUCAUAAACUAUCUAAGGAUUUAGAAGGCCAUGACAUAUUGGACCGUCUAAAAGAUCAUGAAAGACAGUUUACGGAUGACAUGACGAAGUAUAAUAUGACUCAAAGAUACAUAGUUGCUGCUUUGAAAGACAAAGAUUCAGAAAAUCUCACGAGUGUUACCCAGGUUUAUAAAGCUAGAGCUACAUACUAUACGAGCAUAACAGUGAAGUUGUUGAAUAUGUUUCAUUUGGUGUUGAAUUUUUAUUAUACAUACAAGACAAAUAGGUAUUGGAUACCACUGCUUGAGAUUGUUGGUGCUACGUCAACAAAGUUAACUUUUUUGGCUGGCUUUGCUUAUUUGGAACAUGAAAGGGAGGAAAACUUCACAUGGGCACUGGAGAAGCUCAAAAAGUUUUUUUCUUCUGAGAAAUUGCUACUGAAGAUUGUGGUGAUGGGGCGAAAACUUGCGUUGAUGAAUGCCAUGGAAGCCGUGUUCCCAAAUUGA